Molecule: messenger RNA, 618 nt
Organism: Patiria miniata (bat star)
Lineage: Eukaryota; Metazoa; Echinodermata; Asteroidea; Valvatida; Asterinidae
Product: von Willebrand factor D and EGF domain-containing protein-like
Exons: 5
Coding region: 1-618 (205 amino acids)
Biological process (GO): anatomical structure development
Cellular component (GO): extracellular region; cell surface
Molecular function (GO): signaling receptor binding
Source: RefSeq, a predicted model, not a curated record
AUGACUUUCCCGCGGCGUGCAAGCCGUGCACUGCAGCAGAAGCAGCAGCACCGCUUGGUGACAGUUCUCGUCGUGCUUGGCGCUCUUUUGAACACCAGAGUUCAUGGACAAAACACAUGCCCAAGAACUUACUAUGUCCAGGAGUCAACUUCAGCUUUACAGCGAGCUAUUUGUGAGCCACCUUGUGUACAUGGACAGCUGUGUGUAUCUCCCAACGUUUGCCAAUGUCCUGCCGGGUAUGCAGGGAACAACUGCGCUGAACCAAUUUGUUCGCCGUCCUGCAGGAAUGGAGGACAGUGCGUAUCGCCAAAUGUUUGCGAGUGCCCCCAUGGUUACGGCGGGAAAAGUUGCAGCCAAGGGAUCGUCUCUGCAGUGUACAACAAAGCCGGGGACCAGUGCCUCCGGGGUCACGUGAUCAAGACCGUCUCCGGGCCUAGUCGGAUGCGAUGCGUCGCCGCCUGCAUGCGAAAUACCCGCUGCAAAUCCGUUAAUUAUUACUCAACCGAGCAGCUGUGUGAGCUGAACGGAGUCACCGCUGACGAAGCGGGCACCAGCGACUGGUUUCAUGACGCGGAUUGUGCUUAUUACCAGUCGUCUCAAAAUCCCUCUUGCGAAUAA